AUGAGUCUUAACUGUCUUCAAAAUCCUGACCGGGGUUCGAACUCACAACGCCGAGGGAAGGAAAUUAACACUGCGAAUGGUUUGCACUCAGCUGAUGAGGAGUGCAGGUUUGAGCAACCUGACAGCAUUUCAGCCCUCGUGUUUCCUUCUGGUAGGAUGGCAACUAGACACUUAAAGGGUGCUACAGCCGAACGAUUAUUACUAGUAUUGCCGCUUCGGGAUCACACUGCUGGUCAGCAGCCCGUCGCCGAACGGUUGAAUUCAAACUUGUAUCCGGGAGGUCGUGUGUUCGAGACCGUCUGCAGUUUUGUGAGAUAUACACUGCUGAUGGUUCUCAAUGAGGAUGAAUGGUGA
Opisthorchis viverrini is the source of this 354-nucleotide messenger RNA. RefSeq lists its product as hypothetical. The record is from RefSeq and is a predicted model, not a curated record. Bases 1 to 354 code for a protein of 117 amino acids. NCBI's taxonomy places the organism in Eukaryota, Metazoa, Platyhelminthes, Trematoda, Opisthorchiida, Opisthorchiidae. The transcript has 2 exons.